CACAGCGCCGCAGCGCGUCAGAAAGAGCCGACAAACGCUGCUGUUCUCUUUAUUCCAAGUGAGUCACUGGCAGCAGCGGAGCCGCGAUGCUCUAGAACAUGUAGGAGUCGACUGUUUCUUUUUUAUUUUCUUUUUUUGUACUUUUACCGGAUAGCCCGCAAACUGUGAAAUCUCUCGUCACGCCGUCGUCGGAGUCCCCAUUCAUCUCUGGUCGCUUGUAGCGUUGAACCGAGCGGCCAACUUUGGUGAAAACUACACAACUCAUUCGUCAGUCGUCGAUACUCAAAGGACUCUGUGACAUAUUUGGCCUGAAAACACUUUCACCAUGAGUGAACAGAGUAUCUGCCAGGCGCGAGCCGCUGUCAUGGUAUAUGACGAUGCCAACAAGAAGUGGGUCCCAGCCGGUGGCUCCACGGGCUUCAGCAGAGUCCACAUUUACCACCACACAGGCAACAACGCCUUCCGUGUAGUGGGACGCAAGAUCCAGGAUCAUCAGGUGGUGAUAAACUGUGCCAUUCCCAAGGGGCUGAAGUACAACCAGGCCACACAGACCUUCCACCAGUGGCGUGAUGCCCGGCAGGUCUACGGCCUCAACUUUGGCAGCAAGGAGGACGCCAACGUAUUUGCCAGUGCCAUGAUGCACGCACUGGAGGUGCUCAACUCGCAGGACACAGGCCCCACAUUGCCCAGACAGGGCCCCCAGGUUCAGAAUGGCCCCACACCAGAGGAGAUGGACCUGCAGAGGAGGCAGCUUCAGGAGGCACAGAGACAGAAGGAGAUGGAGAGAGAGCAUCAGGAGAAGGAGCGCCAAGAGCGGGAGCGCCAAGAAAGGGAACGUCAGGAGAGGGAGCGUCAAGAACGAGAGCGCCUGGAGCGAGAGAUGCUGGAGCGUCAGGAGCGCGAACGUCAGGAACGGGAGCGUCAGGAGAGGGAGGCUCAGGCAGAGAGAGAGCGACUGGAGCGGGAGCGCCAGGAGCAGCAGGAGCGUGCCGAGCGUGAACUGAUGGAGAGGGAGAAGGUGGAGAGAGAGCGGCUGGAGAAGGAGCAGCAGGAGCAGUUGGACAGAGAGCAGCAGGACUGGGAGAGAGGGAGACGCAUCUCCAACGCUGCUUUCGAAAGCACGCUGUGCACCCCCACACCUCAGGAGUACGGCAGGACCCCCUCCACACCCGUAUCUCUGUCCACACCCGCUUACCCAGCUCCUGGGACCCAGUCGCCAUCCUCCACUACCACACCCCCAACCCCCCCACUCAGGCACUCGGCCUCCCGGUUUGCCACCUCGCUCGGUUCUGCCUUCCACCCCGUCCUGCCUCACUACGCUACAGUUCCGAGGCGACAGCAGGCCUUUCCUCAAGCCCCGCCACCUGCGCCUGCUCCCGCCCCGACUCCUCCUCCUCCACCCAAGUCUGUGGUGUGGUCAGCGUGCAAUUUUACUCCAUUGCCCCCCUCUCCCCCGGUCAUGAUAAGCAGCCCUCCGGGGAAGGCCACAGGUCCACGGCCACUUAUCCCAAUUGCUGCGCCAUCCCCUCUCUCACAAAAGCCGCCCUCCCCAUCCCCCAACGGCCCACCCAUGUUCCCCGCACCUUCUCCCGUGACCAUCCCAAACAGCCACACCCCCCUUGGCAUUACCUGCCCAACACCACCUCCCCCACCUACUCCUCCCCCUCUCCCCUCCCCCAUAGCUCCUCCAUCUUCCUCCUUCGUCUCGUCUCCCCCCUCCUCAUCCCAGGCUCCUGGUGUGCCCUCUCCCUCCACAGCGCCCCCUGCCGCUGCAGCUGCUGCCGCCACCUUUGCCUCUGCUGAACACCUCUCCCUCCCUGUGGGCCUGGGUUUGUCGGGGCCAGGAGAGCUGGACACAGCCGCAGGCCCAGAGCCCCACUCGGCUCAGGGGGAUUCCUCCUGUCAGCCCCAGCCCCAGGACGUGGGACAGACUUCGGGGUUGACCACUCCCACCCCACCCCCACCUCCACCCCUGCCACCCGGCUCCACUGUGAACUCUGCGGCCGCCACCCCGGCCGUCACCCCCACCACCCCAGCCGGCCACCCUCCACCUCCGCCACCUCCUCCGCUCCCUCCAACACUGACUCCAGGCGGGACGCCCCCUCCUCCACCAGGUCCCCCUCCCGGAGCCCCACCACCACCCCCAGCACCUCCUCUUCCCACCGGACUGUUCUCUCCUGCAGAGGACCGCCCCCUCUCAGGCCUGGCUGCUGCCCUCGCUGGAGCCAAGCUGCGCAAAGUGCCAAGGAGUGACGAUGCAGGGGCGGCUCUGGCAGCAGCCAUGACGGGGGCCACGGGGGCCAAAUCAGAGGCCAGAGGAAACGGGCCUCUUCCUGGAGGAGGAGGGCUUAUGGAGGAGAUGAGUGCCCUUUUGGCCAGGAGGAGAAGAAUUGCAGAGAAGGGCUCGUCACCUGAGCCUGACCAGAGAUCAGAGGUGGGUGAGAUAAACACGACCCCUAAAGUGUCAGCUUGUAGCACACCAGACAUGCCCAGGAAGCCAUGGGAAAGAACAAACACCAUGAAUGGUAGCAAAUCUCCAGUUAUUGGAAGGCCUAAAUCCACUCCUACACCUACUGCAUCCUUAAGUGCCAACGGUGUGCCAACAGAAGCUGUUGACUAUGACAGAUUGAAACAGGACAUUCUUGAUGAGAUGAGGAAGGAACUGUCAAAACUAAAAGAAGAGCUCAUUGAUGCAAUCCGGGAGGAGCUGGGUAGAUCCAGCACAGCAUAGAGGAACCAGACUCCCUGUUAGCAACAUCCACGAGAACCGACAGACAACCACGGUCCAUUUAAGACAUGACAAUAUAACAACGGAAAACAACAAAAAUGGUGGAGAUGGCGAUUACAACAACAAUCAUAUUACCACACAGAGAGGACAUUAUUUGGUGCAGAGCGGUGUCAGACAGAACAACAGCGGACAGGUGGUGGUGGGAGAUUUGUAGUCUUUGAUAGCUGUGACUCACAGAAUCCACUCUGCAAAGCCUCGUGUUCCCACUGCCCCCUCCCACAGCCCCCUCUCUCCUCUCGCCCUCCUGCUGAGGGCAUCCUGGAGGACAGAGGAGCCGAAUGUCUUUAUGCAAAGAUGGCUCCUCACUCUCUGUCCUACAAUAAGAAGAAAAUAAAUCCAAUAGUGAACUCUUCAGUGAUACUGUAUUAACCACAAGUUGCUAAGAAUCAGAACUCUUGUGAUUCGCUAUCAAAAGUUUUGUCGAGAGUGCGGAGAGAGGAAGGAUGGAAACUUAAAAACUUUUUUUCCCAUAAUGCCAUAGGGGUAGCGUGUGUGUAUGAGGGACCGACAGUCUCUGGUGGAGUCCACCACUGCAGGACACUGUAAAGCUCGUCUUCCUCAAAUACUAUUUUAACCUGAACAUAUACAAAAGAGAGAAAAAGUUAGACAAAAAAAAAAAAAAAGAGUAUCUCUCCACCAUGUCUGUUUCUGUGUGGAUCUACGGCCAUAUGAGUAGCUCAAUAAUCCAAUCUUUAAACAGGAUGCUCUCUGGCCUGUCUCUUCAUCUGUGAAAUCAUCAUCAUCAGAGGCAUUGUUUCCCUCCCGAAGCAAGCAUUCUGUCAUUUCUCUGUUGAGCAGCAGGUAGAGGAGACACUGACGCUCUAUACCAAACUUUACCUGUUGAGCAGAAGUGCUGAUUCACAAUCCAUGCACCCCGGCCAGACGUGUAGAUAGAUGUUCCUUUGAUUUUAAAGAGUCUCUCUCUCUCUCAUCCUUCCCUCUCAGUCUGUCGUUUUUAUCUGCUCCGUUCGGUGCAUUUGUUUUCUCAGUACAGCGAGGGUCACAGGUCUGCCACGAAUUUGCAUUACCCGUCACAAGUUUUAAUACAAGCAAUAAGUGUAGCAUCUCUUUUUACAGCCCCGCUCCUGAACUCCACCAAACAUUUCAGUGUCUGUCUGUCCUUUUUUGGCCCUUCUGAGGCCCUGUUGGAUGUUACUGUGUCACCGCGCCACCUUUCUGUAAAACUGAAGGCUGAUGUGAUUGAAUAGCAGCGCAACACUGUAAGACAUAAUUUCAUGGAAUUCAUUUCUAAAUAACACAUUUUUUUUCUAUAAAUCCUAGGAUACUGUAUCUGUAGCCACAUUGGAGAUGAACUGUUUUUUUUUUUUUUUUUCUUUAUCCGUUGUUUUCAUUUUAAAGCGUUUAUACAGUUAAACUUUUUUCAAAAGGUGCACCGGACAACCCAAAUAUCUGAGAGAUGGUGUCCAUACAAGGACAUGAAUGUGCCAUUUAUUCUUUCACCAGUGCUUACUGUUUUUUUUUUCUUUGCCUUUUUCUCCUGCUGUUGUCCUUAACAUGACAAACUGUAUUUACCCCAUGCUUUGACAUAGAUAAGUGAACUAUCACUUUCAGCAUGUCUCUAACUUUAGUGCUUAAAAUACAAUCAAUGUGAGAGAGAUACGUUACAGGUGGGGGUAACGGAUAAAAGUCUGUACUCUUGUUGGCUGAAUGAGAUCCUGAAGAGGGGCCAUUUUCCAAAUGCAAUCAAGUAUCAUAAGUGGCUAACAGCCACAGGGGGCUCUGCAGGAGUUUUAAAGUGAGCAUCUAUAAUGUAUAUUUUGUGGAAUCUCAGUUUUUGCAAGCAUGAAACAGAGAUCUUAAAAAGCAGUAGCAUACCAUCUCCACAGGUCACUCUCUGGCAGCACUGUCACAAGUUUCUCUUUGAAUGGGGUGACAAUGCAUUGCUCAGAGUUGUGAUCCUUUGCUGAUUGUACUGUUGAGAGAGUUGAGAACACUUUAUAGCAUCUGCCAGCCAGAUUGUUCACAUGCUCCAGCGCUGCCGGUAGCAAAUAAAAUCGUGUCUUGAAAAUAUGCCAAAAGACUGAGGUCAUUGCAACAUGCUGUUUGGCAUCAAAUUGAAGAAGCUGGUCAUUUCUGUGGAAGUUACUGACAGGCAGCUAGCUCGGAUACCGCUAACUGCUAAUCAGCGGUUCAUUAGCCUCCCUAAGGCAGCCUUCUCAGGUGCUGGUUGCUUUAGUCCCUGACCUUUGGGAGGGGGGGUAUCUUUGCAGAUGCAACCGUCAAAUCAAAAACCACCAGUUACUCACAGGGCAGGCUAACAGCGUGCUGAUCCGCACUUGGCAUUAGCUAAAUUAGCUGUUUGUGUCCAACUUUGUAAAUUUGCAUUAAGGUGAUUACACAGCUCCUUCAUUUUUAUUUAAACAGACUUCACAAGCAACCAUCUUUCAUUCUAUGGAUGUUUUUAUGACAUAUCAUUGGCUAGCAGCCGCUAUCAUUGGCUAGCAGUUGAAAAAUGAAAGCAUGACGAGCACGUGUAAGUGAAACCUUUCAAAUCCCUCAGUGUAAUGGCAGGUUUUCUUUGUAAUCCAGGCUGAGAUGACCUGACUUCAUGAGGGUUAAUUUUCAGACUUUUCCCAGACCAAAGAGACCAUAACACAACUGUCAAAUUUUUCUCUUUAACUGUAGAAUAUAGGUGGCUGGUCCCCUUUAGAUGAACCUUUGGGUGAACUGGCUAAUGAGUUAUCCUCAGAGCUUUUAAACUUCUUGUCCGAGCAGAAGGCUUGAUAAUCUUAUCUUUCGGUGGCUGUUGGCACCUCUGUUGGAUCUCAUUCUACACAACUGUUUAAGGGCUUUGAUGCUAUAGCUUUGCUACAUAAGAUCAGACAUCACGCGCUAAGAAUUGACAUUUUCCCCUUCAGUUACUGUUAUUAGUUUGAGAUUGGUUCAGAAGUACUGUGAACACAAUAAAAAACCAUUCACUUCAUAUGUAGACAUGCCAUGAUCUGUGGAGGAGUAUUUUUAGGUUUAUCCUCUUAAUAAAGCCAUUUCAUCAACUCAUUCACCAAGAGUGUUUACACAGCAUCGAUUGCACUUUAAGACAAAAAAACCCCCCCACAAAGCAAUCCAGCGUGACAGCAGUUGCUUAGAGCCUCUGUUGCCAACAGUGUGGCUCCCUCACCAAAGGAUUUUACCCCGGCGGUCUCCUGCUAAUCAUGAUCACUCUCAGCAAAGUCGCCUUUUUAUUUUAUUUUUCUGUUAGUUUGUCAAAAGCAGAAAGAUGUCACAAUGAAAGUGAAACAUUUUGAUCGAGAAAGGUUUCUCUUUGUGGAGCUGUGUGGUUUGUGCCUUGUUCCGAAGUUGCAUUUAAUAUGUCAAAGAUUUAAAGUUGACUAGUAAUAAUAUCUAUGGGACUGUCAUUAUGAUCACCUGCAGUUUCUUUUUCUUUGUUCAUCUUGGUCCUGUUGAUUUAAAGGGAGAAUUCAAUGACUUUGGUACUGUUUCCCACCAAGAAAACAUCUUUGCACCACAUUUUUUUAAAAAUAACUGAUUUAUUUCCAUGUUGCUUCUCUUACAGUUCAGAAGUACAAUCAAACUUUGAUACACAAGGCCUAUGAGGGUUCAAAGAUGAUCUUCAGUGUGUGAUUUUUGGGUUUUGUGGUUUGUUUUUUUUGUUUUUUGGUAAACCUAAAGCCCUGUUUGGAAGUCCAAAUGAGUCUGGCUGCAGUGUUCUGUGUUCCCUCAUGCCAUUUUAAAUGUCACAGAAACCUUGUGUUCAGCAGCUUAGCUUUCUUUACAUGCUUGGAAAUCUCUGAGGGGGGAAAAAAACAAACUGUUUUGGUCUCAGCUGUGAAGUCUGCUCAAUGAUGGAAACACUUUGUAAGCCCAGCUGAGGGAAUGAAAGUUGUGAAUUUGCAGAAAUAAUUGCAGAGAUGACUUUGGCUGAAGUAAGUUUCAUAGAGAGGUUUCCAGACUUAUUCUUUUAUCAUCUGAAUUGUACCAUACUGUUCUCAUGUUUAGUCUUUUCUUACAUGCUAACAUUGUUUUUGUUUGAGCAAAUGAAAUAAAAAUUGCAAUACAA
This is a messenger RNA of Archocentrus centrarchus (flier cichlid), 6827 nucleotides long. RefSeq names its product ENAH actin regulator (gene enah). The coding region runs from base 326 to 2731 and encodes 801 amino acids. Gene Ontology annotation, molecular function: SH3 domain binding; profilin binding. Gene Ontology annotation, biological process: actin polymerization or depolymerization; actin polymerization-dependent cell motility; axon guidance. The record is from RefSeq and is a predicted model, not a curated record. NCBI's taxonomy places the organism in Eukaryota, Metazoa, Chordata, Actinopteri, Cichliformes, Cichlidae. The transcript has 14 exons.